ACUUAUAUUAUUCCUACUAUGUUGAAUUUUUUAAUCACGUCUACUCCUUUUAUUUUUUAUCUGUAUAUAGAAUAGAUCUCUGGCUUUAGAAUAAAACCCCUGUUGGAUAUUGUUGCUUCCAUGGAAGCCUCACCUUUCAGUAAAAAAUUGUCAAAUGAGAAGAAAGUUUCAAAUACGCAUGGAAAUAGUCCAUUUGUCUGUGGGUGGUGGGGUUCUUUGUUGAGUAGUUGUUGCUCUUUCUUCUUCUUCCUAGAUGCUUCAGUGGCCUUACCCUUUGAACCACCGACGACACCCCUUUAUAAUCCUACCCGCACUGGAGUGGAUAAUAGUGUUAGUUUUACUCAAACCCAUAAGCACAAAAGCACAUUCACUGAUAACAAAUUAGUUAUCGUUUCAGCUAGUUCUGCUUUGGGUGUUUUGGUUCUUCUUUUCUUCACUCUAAUGGCGUUGUUCAAGUGCUUAGGGUUCAAGUUAACGCGGCGCGGGGGCGCUCCUGAUGCUAGGGUGUCGGGAGAUUUAGAGGAAAAUGAGGGCGGCUCAAUAAAAUUAAUGGCCAAGAGAUUAUUCACAUGUGAUGAGGUGGAGAAAUUCACCAUGAAUUUGUCGAAAUCCAGGUUGAUUGCUUAUGGAGGAUUUAGCACAGUUUAUUUAGCCCAAUUUCCAGAUUCAAUGCUGGCUGCUGUUAAAAUCAUGGAUUUAAGCAGUGAACGUUUUCAAAGAGUUUACAAGCAAGAAUUAGACAUAUUACUUCAAAUCCAACACGAAAACAUCGUGAAGUUUCUUGGUAACUGUGAUAAUGGAAAUGAAGGUAUGUUAGUGUUUGAAUACAUUCCAAACGGGACUUUACAGGAAAAAUUACAUGGCGUUGAUACAAAGAAAAAAUUACUCUCAUGGAAAAAUCGGAUGGCUAUAGCAUUUCAAAUUGCUAAAGCGAUUGAAUAUCUACAUGAUAAGUGUCCAUUACCAAUAGUCCAUGGUGAUAUAAAAGCUUCAAAUGUUUUACUAGACAAGAAAUUCAACUGCAAGUUAUGUGAUUUCGGGUCAGCAAAAAUGGGAUUUUCGUCUACAAUUUUGCCACCGUCAGCAACUACAAAAUGCGUGAUGCUUGGUUCACCGGGCUAUACUGAUCCUCAUUACUUGAGAACUGGCAUUGCUUCGAAAAAGAAUGACAUUUACAGCUUUGGAGUGAUUAUUUUGGAAUUAAUUUCGGGGAUUGAAGCACUUUCAUCUGAUAAUGAAAGGUUAAUAUCAAAAGCUGGUAUUAUAUUAAGGGAUGCAAAUAAAGUAGCAGAAAUGGUGGAUCCAAAGCUUAAUGGAAAUUAUGAUUUGGAAGAAGCUAAAGCUAUGGUGUCAUUAGCAGGAUUUUGUCUUGGUGAUUCACUAAGCAUUAGGCCUUGUGCUUCAGAAAUCUUAGAUACUAUAACAAGUAAAAUUUCUUCAAUGUCCUUUAUGUUUGAUAAAAAAAUUUAGACUGAUUAUUAGUAUUAUGUUUUAAAGAGUGAAUAACAAAUGUCUCUUGAGUGAUGAUUAGGUGAGUUUCUGUAAAUUAAUUUGUAUAGGGUUAAGGGUUGUGCCAUGUUUGUUGAAAAGAGGAGCUUAUACUUAGUACUCAAUAGGCAAUGAAUUCAGUUUGAGCAAUUCCAUGCUUCAACUUUGAAAUUUGAAUGGUUAGUUUUUCACAAAUUCCCA
Molecule: messenger RNA, 1689 nt
Organism: Lycium ferocissimum
Lineage: Eukaryota; Viridiplantae; Streptophyta; Magnoliopsida; Solanales; Solanaceae
Product: probable receptor-like protein kinase At1g33260
Exons: 1
Coding region: 121-1470 (449 amino acids)
Biological process (GO): protein phosphorylation
Cellular component (GO): plasma membrane
Molecular function (GO): ATP binding; protein kinase activity
Source: RefSeq, a predicted model, not a curated record